This is a messenger RNA of Notothenia coriiceps (black rockcod), 1686 nucleotides long. RefSeq names its product calcium-dependent secretion activator 1-like. The record is from RefSeq and is a predicted model, not a curated record. Gene Ontology annotation, cellular component: glutamatergic synapse. Gene Ontology annotation, biological process: dense core granule exocytosis; synaptic vesicle exocytosis; positive regulation of exocytosis. The transcript is spliced from 15 exons. Bases 1 to 1686 code for a protein of 561 amino acids. Lineage: Eukaryota; Metazoa; Chordata; Actinopteri; Perciformes; Nototheniidae.
AUGUGUCUGGCUGCAGUAAUGACAUUUGACCAGCAGAGGUACCUUUGGACCAUUGGCAAAAAUGUGUGGAAAAGAUGGAAGAAAAGAUUCUUCGUACUGGUGCAGGUGAGUCAGUACACCUUCGCCAUGUGCAGCUACAGAGAGAAGAAGGCGGAGCCUGUGGAGCUCCUGCAGCUCGAUGGCUACACUGUGGACUACACCGACCCCCAGCCAGGUCUGGAUGGCGGCCGGACGUUCUUUAACGCGGUGAAAGAGGGCGACACUGUGAUCUUUGCCAGUGAUGACGAGCAGGACCGGAUCCUGUGGGUGCAGGCCAUGUACCGGGCCACCGGACAGUCACACAAGCCAGUGCCCCCCACCCAGGUCCAGAAACUCAACUCCAGGGGGGGCACAACUCCACAGCUGGACGCACCCAUUUCUCAGUUCUAUGCUGAUCGGGCACAGAAGCACGGCAUGGAUGAGUUCAUUUCAGCCAACCCCUGUAACUUCGACCACGGCUCUCUGUUUGAGCUGGUGCAGCGCCUCACUCUGGACCACAGGCUCAACGACUCCUACUCCUGCCUGGGCUGGUUCAGUCCCGGUCAGGUCUUCGUCCUAGAUGAGUACUGCGCUCGCUACGGCGUCCGAGGCUGCCAUCGGCAUCUCUGUUACCUGAGCGACCUGCUGGUGCGGGCGGAGAACGGGGCCAUGAUCGACCCCACCCUGCUGCACUACAGCUUCGCCUUCUGUGCCUCACAUGUCCAUGGGAACAGGCCUGAUGGUAUAGGCACAGUGACCAUAGAAGAGAAGGAGCACUUUGAGGAGAUCAAAGAGAGGCUACGGGUUCUUCUGGAGAACCAGAUAACACACUUCAGGUACUGCUUUCCAUUUGGUCGGCCAGAAGGGGCGCUGAAAGCAACUCUGUCCUUGCUUGAAAGGGUUCUGAUGAAGGAUAUUGUUACCCCGGUUCCACAAGAGGACGUGAAGGCGGUGAUACGUCGGUGUCUGGAGCAGGCUGCUCUAGUCAACUACCAGCGGCUGUCAGAGUACGCCAAACUGGAAGGGAAAAAAAGAGAGAUGUAUGAGCAUCCUGUCUUCUGCUUGGCGUCUCAAGUGAUGGAUUUAACCAUUCAGAAUGUAGGGCGGUUAGUCACACCUGCUAAAAAACUGGAGGACAAUAUCCGCCUGUCCGAGCUGGUGAUCGAGGUGCUGCAGCAGAACGAGGAACACCAUGCUGAGGGAAAAGAGGCCUUCGCCUGGUGGUCGGACCUGAUGGUGGAGCACGCAGAGACCUUCCUGUGUCUGUACUCGGCCGACAUGGACGCAGCUCUUGAGGUUCAGCCGCCCGACAGCUGGGACAGCUUCCCCCUCUUCCAGCUGCUCAACGACUUCCUGAGAAUGGACUAUAACCUGUGCAAUGGAAAGUUCCACAAGCACCUGCAGGACCUGUAUGCCCCCCUGGUGGUGCGCUAUGUGGACCUGAUGGAGUCUUCCAUUGCUCAGUCCAUUCACAGAGGCUUUGAAAGAGAAUCCUGGGAACCUGUCAAUAAUGGCUCGGGAACGUCAGAGGACCUCUUCUGGAAGCUGGACGCUCUGCAGACCUUCAUCAGAGAUCUGCACUGGCCUGAGGAGGAGUUUGGCAAACACCUGGAGACCCGCCUGAAGCUGAUGUCCAGCGACAUGAUCGAAUCAUGCGUAAAACGGUAG